AUGAAUAAAAUAUAAUUCAACUCUUUACAGGUAAAAACUUCUAAAUUAGAAUUCACAAUACCCAAGCCACCUUUGAAUUAUAUUGUAAAGCAAGUUCAUCGCUUAAAAUGUGUGAUAAAGAGUAAAAAGGAUGUAGAACUCAUAAUGGAUUAAAUAAAUUUUAUUAUUGAAUUGCUAAUUGCAGGAUAAGUAUAUAUAUCACUUAGAAUUUAAGUUUGGGACUCCAUCAUUAGCGUAUUUAAAUGAAUUGCGUAACACAUUAAGAUCGACUAUACAUUCAUUCGAAUAAGAUUAAUUGGGAUUUGUAUUGGCUAAUAUGGAGACAUUGAAGAAGUUGACAAGCUUAGAUUAUCUAAAAGGAUUAAAAAAGGGGAGCUCUAGAAAUUUGAAGAUUGCUAAUUAACUUUAGAAGUAUAUAUAUAUUAAUUAUAAUUUUAGAAUCUAGAAAAGAUUACUUUCAGUAAUAAGAAAUGUUUAUGGUCAAUAAGUGUUAUUCUGGUUGGACGAACAUUAGCCAGAAUAAAGUACUGCUUUGCGUAGUAAGCGUAUAUUGGUUGAAACUAAAACGUAAAAUAAAAUAAUCAUUAAUUAAUUAAAAUAGAUUAAUACAAAGUAAAUUAAAAGGAUUAGAUUUAGAAAAGCAUAAUAAAAUAGUGUGUCGAAUAUGUGAGCAAUUGAUAGAAGUAGAGAUUAUGGCAGCUCAUUGCAUUACCUGUUAAAAGAAGGCUGAAUAGAGCAAGAAAUUAUUAUAACUAAAUUUAUAAUUAGCAGAUGCCUCCUAAUCAGCAUAUAAAUUAAAGCAUGACGUUUAAAUUAAGUUGGGUAAAUUAAGCUUAUAAGAAUAAAAGAAAAAUAGAUAGAAAUUGAAAAAAUAAGAAGAGGAAAAAAAACCAUUAAGAUCACUUAGAAGGACUCACACAAUCCAUUUAUAAGACAAUAAACUCUAACAAGAAGAAGAUGAAAAGAAUAAAGUCAAAAAGUAGUUGGCUUUUAUAAACUCUGUAAUGACUAUUAUAGUCAAUUAUACUGAAAAGGUUUUAAAUAGUAAUAUUAAUAACGAAGAUAAUAAAAGUACGCAUAUUCUCAUAUUUAGUAAAUCGAAUAACAUUUGAUGAGUUAACUGAAGCAAAAUGUAAUUUAGAAAAUGAUCAAAACAAUGAGGAAGUUAUUGAUAUCAUAGAUAAAGCUCGUUCCUGUAUGUAUGAUAGAAUGGAAUACUUUAAAAUUCUAUAAAAUCUGGAAUCCCAACAAAUUUAAGAUAGUUAAAAGAUUAAACAAAAAACAGAAAUAGAUUUAAAAUAAAAGUAUAAGAAUUCCAAUUCAAGUUCAUUCAGAGUUUCUAAAUUUAAUCACAUAAGUGCCCCUACCUAGCAAAAAAACAAAAAAAGUGAUACAAUUUAUGAAGAAGAGGAUGACUUUAUUUCCUCAUCUCCAAAAAAUGCAAACAAUUAAAAUAAGAAAUAGAGUGUUAUUAUAAUGUCUUUAAUUAAGUAAAUAAUAAUAAUGAUUAUUAGUAAAGAUAAAUAUAAUGCAAAUAACGUUGGAAGUGUUAAUAAUAUUAAUAGAAGGGAUAGUUUGACAACUAUGUCAAUGUCCAGAUCUUAAGUGCUUGGAAGCAAUCAAAUCAAAAGAACAUUUUAAUCUAAAACUAAUUUUGAAGAUUAACCAUAAUCGCAAUCAAAUCCUGGCUCUAAAGUAUUAGAUAAGAUUGUAGCAAAUUCUUCUGAAACUGUGAUUAGUCCAUCUUCCAACAAACCAUCAAUUUUUCGUAAGGGUAAAUCUCCUACAACUAUCGAUUCUGUAAUUGAAUAUUCUAUUUAAUCUCCAACUGGAAGAAUCGGAUAGAGUGAUUCCUAGGAUGAAACACCCUAAAAUUAGAAUAUUUGUUCCUUUGCAGAUUUUGCCUAAUGCGAUUCAGAUUAAGAAAUUCAAGCUAAAAAGUAGUUAAUUCCAUCAAUCGGACUUGACAAGCAAAUGGAUUCAAUUGAAGAUAUUUAGAAAGACAAAGAAACAAAUUUGUAAAACUCACUUGAAAAUAUAAACUAAGGUUCAUCUGAUUAAGAAAUGAAUCAAUUUUAGAAUUCUAAUUCAAACUCAAACCAAGAAAUGAAAAGGUCUUCUUAAAAUAGUCUGAAGAAUAGUGGCAAUAAUAUUGAUACAAGAAAUUUACCUAAUGAUUAAGAUGAAUAAGAAUAAUUGCAUAUUGACUUAGGAGGAUGUAAUGAAACAGAGUAAAUUAUUGAAGCAUCUCAACAAUAAAAUUCACCACAAGGAAGAAUUCCUUCUGAUUUGAGUCCAAAUCAUUCAUUAUCCAAUAAAAAAUAGGAAAUUAUAUAGAAGAAUGAAAGGAAUUAAAUGAUUGAUAUCGACGAAUCUUUGAAUUAAUUAAAUAGAGGUUUGUUCUUUCAAUAAAAUUCCAGAAAUAAUAUUGCUAAGUAAAGUAUAUUCGAUUUUGAAGUCAUAACCGUUGAUAGAGGUUAUAAUUCAGAUUCUGAGCUUGUGAGUAUAAACGCUGAGAAAGCUAAUUAAUCUUAAGAGAUUGGAUUGAAAGAUUUUGAAUUCAUAAAGCCAUUAGGGCAAGGAGCAUUUGGAUGGGUAUUUCUAGUUAAAAAGAAAACUUCAGGGGAUUUAUAUGCUAUGAAAAUCAUAGAUUGUUCUUAAAAAGUAUGUUCUAUUUGAAAUAAUAAAAGUAAUUAGAAACUUAGUUGGAUACAUUAAAGGCAGAAAGGAACAUAUUUGAAAUUUUAUCUGGAGAUUUUGUUGUGAAAGCUUACUAUUCAUUUAGCCAUGAAUAAAAUUUAUGCUUUGUCUAGGAAUAUAUGGUUGGAGGAGAUUUCUCACAUAUUCUCAAGAUGUACACGGUAUAUAUUUGUAUUACAUUAAGGCUUUAGAUGAAGAAUACGUUCGACAUUACGUAGCUGAAGUAGUACUAGCAUUAGAGUAUUUAAGAUCCAAAAAGAUUGUCCAUAGAGAUUUAAAACCAGACAAUAUUCUAUUGGAUAAACAGGGUCAUGCUAAGUUGGCUGAUUUUGGAUUGUCAGAAGUUGGUUUUAAUAAUAGAUUGAAAUUGAAAUUGAGACAAUAAGAUAUUGAAUCGUAAGAAUUAUAUUUUUAUACUUAAGAAACACAAUCCCAGAAUUCGCAGAUCAUAAUGAUCCAUAAUAUGAUACUGUCUUUGAUUUAAAAUUGCCUUAGGCUCAACCUACCAUUAGAGGCAGCAUUUAAAAUUAUAGCAGUAAAAACAAAAGAAUAGUUGGAACUCCUGAUUAUAUUGCUCCUGAAGUCUUAAAAGGAGAGUCUUUAACUAAUAGUAGUUUAGAUUAUUGGAGUUUAGGAGUCAUCAUGUAUGAGAUGCUGUGUGGAAUUCCGCCAUUCAAUGAUGAUUCUGUUGAAAAGAUCUUCGAUAAUAUUUUAAACUAUAGAAUUGAAUGGCCAAAUGUGAGUGAUGUUGAAGAGGAAAGCAUAUCCCAUAAUGCUUAUGAUUUAAUGUGUCGGUUAAUGGAACCUGAUUAUACAAAAAGAAUUGGACAUGAAGACAUUAAUGAAAUCAAAGAUCAUCCUUUUUUUGAAGGGAUUAAUUGGAAUACCAUACUUUCUAUGCCUGGUUUAAUCGUACCGAAAAUGGUAUUAAAAGAAGGUGAAGCUGAUGGCAAAAACUGUGAAAAAGUUUAGUAGUUCCUUAACAAUUUAGAAAAGAAGGAAGUGAAAAAUUAAACAUUAGCUUAAAAGUUAAAAAGUUAGUUAUCCAACUUAGAAAGAUUGGAUUUAUUAGUUAAAUUAAGUUUAGAAGAAGCCAAUGAUAAACUGUAAUUAUUUGAAUUAAUUAUAGUUCUAAAAUCAGGAUAGAAGAAAACAAACUAAAAAGAACUUUAAAUAAAAUUGAUCAUUACGAAUAAGAACAUUAAAUGUAAAUGUUACUUUUGUAUGAAGAUGUUUUUUGAAUUAAC
This is a messenger RNA of Paramecium octaurelia, 3947 nucleotides long. NCBI's taxonomy places the organism in Eukaryota, Ciliophora, Oligohymenophorea, Peniculida, Parameciidae. The record is from the annotation of a GenBank genome assembly.